UUUCUUUCUUCUUCGCAAGAAAAUAAAAACUAAAAAAAAAUUCUUUUUUUAUAUUUAAAAUAAUAACUAAAACCUUAAUAAAACACAUUUCCCAUCUUCAAAAAAAUGGCAAAGAAAACCUACGAUUUACUUUUUAAAUUAUUAUUAAUCGGUGAUUCGGGUGUCGGGAAAACUUGCAUUUUGUUUCGUUUUUCUGAUGAUGCAUUUACAUCGACAUUCAUCUCAACAAUAGGAAUUGACUUUAAAAUAAAAACAGUCGAACUCAGGGGUAAAAAAAUUAAAUUACAAAUCUGGGACACUGCCGGUCAAGAACGUUUCCACACAAUUACCACCUCGUAUUAUCGUGGUGCGAUGGGUAUAAUGCUUGUAUAUGAUAUAGCAAAUGAGAAGAGUUUUGAAAAUAUAGUUAAAUGGCUGCGGAAUAUAGACGAGCAUGCGAAUGAAGAUGUUGAGAAAAUGAUUUUGGGCAACAAGUGUGAUAUGACAGAAAAACGUGUAGUCGGCAAGGACCGCGGUGAGGCGAUCGCUCGCGAGCAUGGCAUUCGAUUCAUGGAAACCUCCGCAAAAUCAAAUAUCAAUAUUGAAAGGGCUUUCUGUGAACUAGCCGAAGCCAUACUUGACAAAACUGCUGGACGCGAAGCUGCAGAGAAUCCCGAACGUGUUGUUGUCGAUCGUCGGCAAACCAGUCAGCCAUCCUACAAAGGUUGUUGUUCUUAAACAAAAGGAAAACAAAAAAAAAAAAUAAAAAUAAUUAUGUCCAUCUAUUCGGGUGGGUGUUUCUGGGGGUUUUCGUUUUAUACAUCAAAAAUUGAACAAAAAAAAAAAAAACUUUAUCAAAUCAUUUUUAUUCUACUCUUUUUUUUUUGUUGUGUCAUUUCAUCAUCAAAAAAAAAAAAACACAAAACCCCUUUUUCACUCUCAUCCUAUUUAAUUAAUAUAAUUAAUAUACAA
This is a messenger RNA of Episyrphus balteatus (marmalade hoverfly), 951 nucleotides long. It is a transcript of the gene Rab10, whose product is annotated as ras-related protein Rab-10. Gene Ontology annotation, molecular function: GTPase activity; GTP binding. The transcript has 4 exons. Gene Ontology annotation, cellular component: Golgi apparatus; recycling endosome; insulin-responsive compartment. Bases 106 to 717 code for a protein of 203 amino acids. Gene Ontology annotation, biological process: cellular response to insulin stimulus. The record is from RefSeq and is a predicted model, not a curated record. NCBI's taxonomy places the organism in Eukaryota, Metazoa, Arthropoda, Insecta, Diptera, Syrphidae.